This is a messenger RNA of Aspergillus calidoustus, 1062 nucleotides long. The record is from the annotation of a GenBank genome assembly. NCBI's taxonomy places the organism in Eukaryota, Fungi, Ascomycota, Eurotiomycetes, Eurotiales, Aspergillaceae.
AUGAGGGCUGCUAGAUUCCACGGCCGCGGCGAUAUCCGCAUCGACCAGAUUGAGGAGCCCGUUUGUGGCGAGGGGCAGGUUAAGAUCCGCCCAGCAUUCGUUGGAAUCUGUGGAAGCGACCUCCACGAAUACCUCGCUGGCCCCAUCGUCAUCCCCACAAAACCGCACGCGCUGACAGGCAGCCAACUCCCCGUAACUCUCGGCCACGAAUUCAGCGGAACAAUCGAAGAGGUCGGAAGUGGCGUUACAGGGCUUAAAGUCGGAGACCGCGUCGCUGUACGGCCGAACCUGUCAGAUGGCGAUUGUCCGUCGUGUGUCUUUGGACGCCCGAAUUGUUGUCGCAAUCUGGGGUUUAUUGGGUUUAGUAGCAACGCCGGCGGAUUAUCAGACCAUGUCGCUGUCCCAGCAAAGCACGCGAUCCCGCUACCAGAAGGCUUUCCUCUUGAUCUCGGUGCCCUCGUCGAACCCCUCACAGUAGCCUGGCACGCCGUCUCGCGCAGCCCCGUCUCCAGCGCAAAAACCGCCCUGGUCGUCGGCGGCGGCCCGAUCGGCCUCGCCAUCGUCCAGGUCCUGAAAGCCCACGGCGUGCAAACCAUAAUCGUCGCCGAAGUCUCCGCGCAGCGCCGAACGUACGCAACGACCCUCGGGGCAACGCACGUCUUCAACCCGGUGACCGACGACAUCAUCUCGCGAAUCCGGGGGCUGACAAACAACGCGGGGGCGGAUAUCAGCUUCGAGUGUUCGGGCGUCCAGGCUGGAUUCGAUACGGCGAUGAAGGGGAUAAGGGUGCGGGGGACGACGACGAUUGUCUCGCUUUGGGAGGAGAAGCCGGUUAUCGAUGCAUUUGAUGUGGUUUCGUAUGAGAAGCAUGUGGUGGGCGCGGCGAUUUGUGACGAGGGGGAUUUUGAGAGGGUUAUUGAGGCUAUUGCGGAGGGGAGAAUUAACCCUCGGCCGAUGAUUACGAGCAAGAUUCGUAUGGAGGACGUUGAGGAGAAGGGGUUCAAGGCGUUAGUCAAUGAGAAGGAUAAACACGUCAAGAUUCUUAUUGAUAUUGAAGCUUAA